Gracilinanus agilis (Agile Gracile Mouse Opossum) is the source of this 3778-nucleotide messenger RNA. RefSeq names its product protein phosphatase 2 regulatory subunit Balpha (gene PPP2R2A). Gene Ontology annotation, biological process: peptidyl-serine dephosphorylation. The record is from RefSeq and is a predicted model, not a curated record. The transcript is spliced from 10 exons. NCBI's taxonomy places the organism in Eukaryota, Metazoa, Chordata, Mammalia, Didelphimorphia, Didelphidae. Gene Ontology annotation, molecular function: protein phosphatase regulator activity; protein binding. Gene Ontology annotation, cellular component: cytosol; protein phosphatase type 2A complex. The coding region runs from base 1 to 1374 and encodes 457 amino acids.
AUGUUCCUGAAGUUGUCGAUUCGUUCAGUGUUUCAUGGAGCUGGAGGAGGAAAUGAUAUUCAGUGGUGUUUUUCUCAGGUGAAAGGGGCAGUCGAUGAUGAUGUAGCAGAAGCAGAUAUAAUUUCUACAGUAGAAUUUAACCAUUCUGGAGAAUUGCUAGCAACAGGAGAUAAAGGAGGUAGAGUCGUCAUCUUCCAACAGGAGCAGGAGAACAAAACCCAAACACAUAGCAGAGGAGAAUACAAUGUUUACAGCACCUUCCAGAGCCAUGAACCUGAGUUUGACUACUUGAAAAGUUUAGAAAUUGAAGAAAAGAUCAACAAAAUUAGGUGGUUGCCUCAGAAAAAUGCUGCUCAAUUUUUAUUAUCUACCAAUGAUAAAACAAUAAAGUUAUGGAAAAUAUCUGAAAGGGACAAAAGACCAGAGGGAUAUAAUUUAAAGGAAGAAGAUGGUCGGUAUAGGGAUCCUACAACAGUUACUACACUACGGGUGCCAGUGUUUAGGCCCAUGGAUCUGAUGGUUGAGGCGAGUCCAAGGAGAAUAUUUGCCAAUGCGCAUACGUAUCACAUCAACUCUAUCUCUAUCAAUAGUGAUUAUGAAACAUAUCUAUCUGCAGAUGAUUUGCGGAUUAAUCUUUGGCACCUUGAGAUUACGGACAGAAGUUUUAAUAUUGUAGAUAUCAAACCUGCCAACAUGGAAGAGCUGACUGAGGUCAUCACGGCAGCAGAGUUCCAUCCCAACAGUUGUAACACGUUCGUGUACAGCAGCAGUAAAGGGACGAUUCGACUGUGUGACAUGCGGGCGUCUGCACUCUGCGACCGGCAUUCUAAAUUGUUUGAGGAACCUGAAGAUCCCAGUAACAGAUCCUUUUUCUCUGAAAUCAUUUCGUCCAUUUCUGAUGUAAAAUUCAGCCAUAGUGGACGAUAUAUGAUGACUAGAGAUUACCUGUCAGUAAAAAUCUGGGACUUAAACAUGGAAAACAGACCUGUGGAAACCUACCAGGUGCACGAAUACCUCAGAAGUAAACUUUGCUCGCUGUAUGAGAAUGACUGCAUUUUUGACAAAUUUGAGUGUUGUUGGAAUGGAUCUGACAGUGUUGUCAUGACGGGAUCUUACAAUAAUUUCUUCAGAAUGUUUGACAGAAAUACAAAACGAGACAUCACCCUAGAAGCAUCCCGGGAAAACAAUAAGCCACGCACUGUUUUGAAGCCACGCAAAGUCUGUGCCAGUGGCAAACGAAAGAAAGACGAAAUUAGUGUCGACAGCUUAGACUUCAACAAGAAAAUUCUUCACACAGCUUGGCACCCCAAGGAAAAUAUCAUUGCUGUAGCUACUACAAACAACCUGUAUAUAUUUCAAGACAAAGUGAAUUAGGGUUGGCAUUCCUAGCAGAAGAGUCCACUUCUUGCAUAGUUGAGAUAGUUGAAUCUAGCAUUUGUACCUGUAAAAGAGAGAGAGAAAGAGAGGUCCAUUGUGGCACCCCUUUCCAGUGUUUAAAAAUGUGCCAUGUGACAACACAUUUUUAUAGCUACAUGGAGAACGCUCGGGUGAUUCUUCACUGUGGGGUUCUCCAUGUCUGCUAGCCAUUUAGGUAAGGGUAGGGCACUUUUAAUUUAAAUGACUACUUGCACCAUCUUGCCUAAUGGACUAGAUUGGACUGUAUCAACAUUGGUCUACUCCACUUUUUAUGCCUUCCAUUGUGAUGACGUCAAACACAGUGAAAGCCUUCAGUCAUGCUAUGGGAUUUAAUUGUGUAACCUCAUUACUGUAUCAUUUGUGGCCCUUUUUUAUUAAAUACAGCUCAUUCUUACUGUGGCUUGUAGCAUUCCUCCUCCUCCUCUGGCCUCCUGGACUCCUCCCCAUCACUUCUCUUACCCACUUCCCCUCCACCCAGCCCUGGUGGUGGUGUAUUCAAAAAGAAAGAAAAAGAAAUAAAGCACAUGAAAUGGGUCAGUUUGGGGUCAAUGGUAAAGGGGGUUUAUGUUGCGAACAAAUGUUUUAAUAACAGUUGGACUGUAAUCACUCCUUGCCGUGUCUGGCACCAAAAACAAAAUAAGAGAGAGAAAAAAAAAAACAAAAACUACUGAAUAAAAGUGACAAAGAAUGGAGAAUCUGGUUUUUUUCUUUGUAAUCUACCUCUUUCUACCAAUAUUUUGUGUUUUACACUAGAUGCAUUGAGAGAAAAUGGUCAUUUUCACGAGUGUUUUUCCCUCUUUUGUGGUAAUUAUUACUUGAACCAGUGUUCUUUCCAUAUGGAAGGAGGAGUUACCAGCCCUUUAUGAAAGUGCUUUGAAGGAAUUGGUCAUCCUUAUUUCCCAAACCUCAAAAUGCUCGUAGAAUUUGCCAUAGACAUAAAAGAUAGUGGGUGCGUGUACAGCCCUUUAUCUCUUCUCAAAAUCCUACUGUUGUAUCUGGAAAUCAGAUUUAUGGAACUUUUGACAUCGCAUAAUCUCAUCUUGAUUUGAUUUAAUGCCUUGCUAACAAAUACAGAGUCACUGACAGUGUUCACUUUUAAAUAUAUUGUUAAAUUUUCCUUGUUGUUCAACCAUAUAAUGUAGUAUGAAAUAUCAAGUGAUUUUUAUAUAGAUAAGAAAAUUUACACUGCAUCAAAUAUAUACCUGGUAUUUUCUCUUGUAUUUUAUCGCUCUCAGUAAUGAAUGAAGAUGUAGUUUACCAUGAAUGUUUCUCAAGUUUUCCUUUGGCCUUCCAAGGCUAUUGCAAUUAAAGACAGACUUUAAAAGGUGAAAAUGAUCAGGAAGUGCUUCACAAAGUCACAAAAUCCCAUGAAAAUAAAUAUUGGUCAUUGUCGUUAGAUGACAAAUUUUCGUAAACAAAUAAUCUAUCCAAAGAUGAACGGUGCCGCCUUCUGCAUUUUUGUUGGUAGUGAGUAGAACAUGAUGUCUCCAGUCAGCCAGAAGCUUUAAGAAAAAUGGACUUUAUAUUUUAACUACAUAAUUUGGGGGGUGGGGGGACUUAAAUUGAUAGAAAAUAUGGUCUAUUUUGGUUGGGAGGAAUAUAAAACUCUUGGCCUUGAUUUGUAGAGAGAAUUGUAAGUGCUUCUAUAUGUAUUCAUGACUCAUUUUAUUUUUUUAAUCUUUCGAUUAUGAAGAUUUGAUUAUAAACAGUUACCUAUUUAACAUUCCACUUUAAUUUAAUUCCCCUACACUUUUAUUAAGAUAUGUCUUGUAAAUUUUCCAUGCCUGAUUGUGAGCACGCACAAAUUCUUUUAUGUAACAUUUAAUGCUCCUGUAUCUUGAAACUUGAGAAUUCUGCGUUUGUAUUUUUAAAAAACAGAACUAAUUUUAAUCAUUAGAAUCUUAAGCUGGCGGGGGCAUUUUUGGCUCGUGUAAUUGAAUAUCUUAGGUACAUUAGCGACUCCGAUAGGCGAUUGACUCCUCAGACUUGGAAUGGAAGCUGGGGUCUGCCCCAUCGGCUUCCAGGCAUUCAUCAGGGACAUUCGAAGCUCAGCUGAAUGGGCCAAGGCUGAUGGCUUCCUUGAACGCUGAGGCGUGUCUUAAGACGAGCCCACCCAAUAGCUCCUUGGAAUCUUCUCUCAAUGGUCACUAGCCGCGGCGUGCUCUGUCAUGGCCCUCUGGGUCAGGGAUUCCCCGAUUCGCUGACCCACGUCCGAUCCUGCUCCUCCGUCGGGGACUACGCGUGACUAAUCAUUGUAACAGGACUCUCACAAACUCGUUUUUAUUUCGUUGGUGUUCAGAUCAUAAAGCCCAGCCCCUCCUUUUAUAUGGUCAUGGUUAAUAUUUUUAUUAAUAAAAACGAU